AUUUCUCUCUCUCUCUCUCCGAUUUCACUCCCAAAUCGACACACAAUCGCACAGAUCAUCCACAGUAGAAGCCAUCGUCAAGCCGCAACCGCUGCGUACUCUAUUUUCCCCAAAUCAUCUAUUCCUCGAUCGUUUUUGCUCAGAUUUGGAGGCGGAAUUGAGCUGAAUUUAACGAACGUAAAUCGCAUCGCACAUGCGGCGUUCGAUGGCAUGCACUGCAUAGGAUACGUGGCCGCGCAGCCGUUGGUUUCGAUUUAGACGUGAAUUGGAUAAUACGAUGUCGCAUCUGGUGGUGAAACUGUGGCGGCAGGCGGUGGUGCCAUGCAUGACAUGCCCGCUCUGCCACAAGCUCUUCCGCGAGGCCACCACUAUCAUCGAGUGCCUCCACACAUUUUGCAGUAAGUGUAUAAACAAGAAGCUCUCAGAUGAGGAAAUGGAAUGCUGUCCAGUAUGCAAUAUUGAUUUGGGAUGUGUUCCAUUGGAAAAGUUGAGGCUGGACCAUAAUUUGGAAGAUGUGAGGGCAAAAAUAUUCCCUUAUAAGAGGAUGAAAGUGAGAGCUCCUGAAGUUGCAUCUCCUGUUACAUUACCUGCCAAGAGAAAGGAAAGAUCUCUCUCAUCAUUGGUAGUUAGCACUCCUAGGGUUUCAACUCAGAGUGGAAUGACUGGACGGCGAUCAAAAUCCAUAACCAGGAAAGCAUCAAGAGGUUCCAGUUUCACAAUAGAGAAACCUAUUAUAAAAGAAGAUAACUCCAUGGAUGAUCACCAUGAAAACUCUAGCUCACCUGAGACACUAAAUAGAUCAACUCAGAAUACGAGGCAGAGUUCUGUUGCUAGUGAUCCAUCCAAUCACCCUAGUCCUGAUAAGGGAAGAGAGAAUGGAUCUGAGACUUGGGAAGAGAUGGGUGAUCUUUGGAAACCAUUGAAUUGUUUGGUGGAGGCAGCAAAUAAAAGCAAGUCUUCAAAGUGUAGCAUGCAAGGAGAUCUAGCUAAAUCAGAAGCUCCAAAUUCCCAUGACAACGAGGGACCUCCAAAUAAAAGCAGAAGUAAAGAAAACAGGCAGAAACCAAAGGUUCAAGAUGUCAAGAAUUUCAAUGACCAUAUCCCUCCAGAUUCAGGAAGGCCCAAAAAGUUCCGCAAAGCUCGUCAAAAGAAGGCGCAGGAAUUCGCAGAAUUUAGACUCCCUCCCCAGGUUGUGUUAGGUGCUGGUGCAAAAUCCGACCGCAAGAAUCAUCCAAUUUGGUUUUCACUGGUAUCAUAUGGGCAGGAAGGCGAUGCACUGUCCUUGCCUCAGAUAGCUGCAAGUUACUUGAGAAUUAAGGAUGGGGGCAUGCCGGUUUCUUGCAUUCACAAAUACCUGAAGCUGAAGCUAGAUCUUACAAGUGAAGAAGAGAUAGAAAUAAAAUGCAUGGGACAAGCAGUGAUGCCAACGUGGACACUAAAUACUGUAGUGGCUCGAUGGCUCGAAUCAACCACCACCGAAAAAGUGGUUGUGAAAAUUGGUACAUCAGCAGAGGAUCUGGUGAUGGAAUUAGGCUAUGCUCGUAGGUCCUGAUACCACAUCACCAUGUUAUGACACCAUUUGCCCGUUUUAUCAGAUUCUAGUCUUCAGGAUACUUCUCUUGUCUCAAUAGUAGACAAUUUCAGUUGUAUGACAGUCUCGAAAGUGAAGCAGUCUUUAGGUUAGUGUGGGUUCAGUGACCUUGUAUUCGCUGGGUAGUAGAUACAAGGUUCAAAUGUACAAGAAGAACAACUGCAAGAUUUUGAUUCAAUUCAAUACUGCAUUUGUUAGCAUGA
This is a messenger RNA of Salvia hispanica, 1794 nucleotides long. Its product is annotated as E3 ubiquitin protein ligase DRIP2-like. Lineage: Eukaryota; Viridiplantae; Streptophyta; Magnoliopsida; Lamiales; Lamiaceae. Gene Ontology annotation, molecular function: ubiquitin-protein transferase activity. The record is from RefSeq and is a predicted model, not a curated record.